AAUGUAUUAGAGAGACGCCAUUUUGUGUUUUUUCGAUGUAAUGUUUGAUAAAAAAAAUUGACAAUUCCGCUUCAGUUUUCGCAUCGUUGUUUCAAGUUCCGCCGUACUCGACCGUGUUAGUUGUAUAUAAGUUUUUUUUUAUUAAUAAUUAUUAUUAUUAAUUAUAAUUGUUUUUAUUUGUCGCGUGCACCCCCAUUUGGACGGACCUAAAUCAAAGGUACGUUCUACGGGCGAGUUUAUAAUCUAAAUGGUGCCUUGCAGACAGUAUGUCUACAUUGUCAGGGGUCAGUUUGAAGGGGGAGAAAAGCAAAGGAAAGAACUCAUUCCAAUCAUUGAAAAUAAAUAAUUUAUACAAGGGAGAAUCUACUGAGAUUAAUCAACAUAAAAGCAUUGUACCGCGUAAAAAUGGAUUGCAGCCUAUUGGAAAAGUCAUUCGAAAUGUCCGUAAUCCAGUUAAUUUGCCAAGUGAAAAAUCGGAGUCUAGCCACGAGUCUUCAAUUAAUCUAGUCCCAAUCGGCGGUGCAGGAUGGGGAAACAAACAAACAGAGAAACCACUUGUGGCUGCGGGCAAAGAGUUGCCACCGACAUCGACUCCCACAACAACUCCGCAAUUGUCCCAAAGUGGGCCUGUAACGGGGCAACAACAUGCUUUGUCCCAUUCUACUUCCGUGCAAGUAACCACUACAACAACAAGACCUUCUCAUGCCGAUGGGAAAACAUGGGCCAAAAAAAUUGUCGACGUUCCAGUUGCCGCCCCCACUUAUUUAACACAUCGGACAAUGCAAUUUCAACAAGAAUUCCCAAGCCUAACCUCAAGUGGAGAACACAAAAAUCAAACAAAUGUGAAUAUGUCGCUGGCCAACACAGAGCAGAGGCCUUCUCUACGUCCACAAACCGAAACAAGCUGGAUGCAAGGUGGCAGCCGGCCUCAAAUGCCUCCAGGUGUCAGCAGUUCUAUCGGAACUUCAGUCCAAGCUCAUCUAUCUCAAUCAUCUUCCGGGACAGAAAAUGUGAAUGGCGUACGGAACAAUUCGGUCCUAAAUGGGGUGGGCGGGGCCCAGGUCGGCCUAAAUCCUUAUCACAUGCAAUAUAGUAAAAAUCCAGUUAUGAGAAAUAUGUUGCCCACAUUUAUGGUAUCGAAUCAGUCAGAAAAUGUGAUGCUACAUCAACCCAAGCAAAAUGCUUAUCUCUCUGAGAAAAUGCCUCACGCUGCUUCUCCUUCCUUAAUAGGAACUGAUAGUUCUUCCAAGUCGCCAUCGGGAGAUAUUAAAGAACUAGUACCACCACCGAUUAUACGCGAAGAAGAUUUAAAAAGAAUGACUGAGCUGUCCAAAGAAGCUGGGUGGUCUAUUCAUGGAGAAAUCGAUUACAAUAAAAAAUUGGACUUUAGCGAUGAUGAAGAGCAAUCUAAUGAAAAAUCUAAUAAGCAGGCGUUGAACGGGGAUAUUAAACAUAAAUCCGAAAGUUCAAUGGGUUACUUAUUUAACAAGCAUCCUAAUUCCGAUUCAAAUCUAGUUCAAAAGGAGAAUGUGUUUGGACCGAUGCACAUUAAUGGUAUUCCUUAUAACUCUGAUUAUAUGAACUAUUAUAGGCCACCUUCGCGUCAAGAAGAGCGGCAAAUUGAUGACGAAUAUGAUGAAGAAACUGUCGGUAGAGCGACACGUGCUGAGGAAUUAAAUACGGUUUUGCAACGUGCUAAAGAUAGAAAGUUGGAAGAAAUGAAACGAUUUGAAGAAGCCAAGUUAAAGAAAUUUGACAGUGACAAUAUUGAAAACCAAGAUAAAGAAUCUAAAGAUGAUUUAUUAAAAACUCGAUCCGAAUCUGUAAAAGAUAGAAACGACGAAGACAAUAAAGAUUCUAAUAGUAAGUAUUUACCCUUGAGACUUCACAAACUAUCUGAACAAACUUUAGACGCAGUUAAAGUUCAAAAUGUCGUGUAUACAAAAGCUCUAAGAACCCUCUGUCGUACAGACAGUGAUAUGAGUAGCAGUGGAUAUUCUGAGUAUCGAAGUGAUUCAUGGAUUGAAGAUGAACAUUCUAAUAAUAAAUCUUCAAGUUUAAAACGAGAUAAACGACCAGAAUUUGAUAGGUUUAAAAGAGAAAAACCUCGAUCAGAUAAAGAUAAAUCUGAGAGAUAUGCACACAAUGAUAAUUCUUCUAGGAACGAUGACACCACUAGAAAAGGAUAUGAUAACAAACGCGACUUCAAAAGAAGUGAUUCUGGUUCUAAAGUGCAAAACGACGACGUGUAUGGUUGUUACGAUAGAAACGACAAGAAAGAGUCUUAUGCAAAAGUACCUAAAUUUCCCUCACACGAUUCAAUAGAAACCCCGGAGGAUAUAGAAAAAGAAAACUUGAAUGUUGAUGAAGACACUUACCUGUGGUCUCAAAAAUCCCUGGGAAAAGAAUAUUACAAAGAUGACAUAAAUCCAUCUGGCCAAUAUGGUAAAAUCCACAUACCUGGACCUAUCACUCAGGAAAAAUUUGAAGCAUGCGAGCUGACCUCUGAGCCAAAACGAAAUUUGACUCAAUUGGUGAGAAGUGAAAGAAAAGAUGGCAAAAAAAAUGAUCAUCAGGGUGAUGAUUCAUUGUCCAAGACCAAACUUGGAGUUUGGGAUCUUGCCCCUACUAAUAAAAGUAAAAUGUCCCAAGAAAAAAUAUAUGAUCAUGAUGCCAAAAGCAGUAAAAACAACACAAGACACGAAGACGACAAUAAAACAACAGAACAAAAAUCGUCUUUCGAAAACAGUUCUGGUACUUCCUCUACAUUGUCUCAGCAUAAGGGACUGAGAUCUGAUCGCAAUAUUGGUGGGUCACGUUCAUUUCAUCAGAGUAUCAAUUCUCGAACAGUUUCUAGGUCGGGGUCAAGUAGAAAAAAUACAUGGGCAGAGCCGUAUGAAGAUCAAGGUCAACGAUCUAGAGGUCCAUCGAGACGUGAUGAUAAAUAUCGUGGAGAAAACAGAAAUCGUGGUGACGACAGAAAUCGGGGUGAAGACAGAAAUCGCGGUGACGACAGAAAUCGUGGUGAAGAUCGUAACAGGAACGAUGACCGAAAUCGUGAUGAUAGAAAUAGAGGUUGUAGUAAUCGCCAGCAAAACGAUCGCUACUCAGACAAAUCCUCACUGCGAGGAUAUAGCCAACGAUCAGAUCAAAGAGGAAGAGGAAUUGGAGGAAGAGAUUCACGUAUGAUUAAUGGUCGAAAUGGUCAAAAAAACAAUACUGAUGAAAGUGCUGACAAACUCAAUAAACCAAAUCAGAAUAAUAAUUCAAACAGAAAUAAAAAUUCAUCCAAAUCACAAUCGAAAUCGGACUCGUAUGGUGAAGGAAAUCGGAGAGGAGGUGAAGGUCGAUUUGGCUCUAAACAAAGCAAUAGACCUUAUAGUAGUCAAAAACAAGAAGACAACUGGGAGUCAAUUAGUGAACCCAGUGAUUAUGAAGCUCAACAAAAAAGUAGUAAUAAUCGUCGUCAAAUGAGCCUCACAUACAUGUCGUCUUCAAGGGAUAAAAGAAAUAAUUACGAUAAGAAAGAACAACCAAAAGAAUCGAGCAGUAAUGAAAAGCCGAACCAAAAGUCAGCAUUAUCUACAGCAAGUGAUUUAAAAAACUUUGGAGGAUGUAAUUCCCAAGACGUUCGUUCUAAUAAAAAAGAAGACUCUAGAAAAUCUGCCGAUACACAGCAAAAAAGUCGUUUGUCAAAUCAAAGUAAACGUAAAGAACCGGCAAAUUCAUCAGCAUCCAGGUCCAAUCAAAGUGUUAACAAUUCUAAAUCGGGGCAAUUAAGACAGAAAAACCAGUCUCAACUUGGUGCGGACGACGCUCCUGUUAUUAAAGAUGCUGUAGUAAUGGUUAGUAACAAACCUGCACCUCCUCCACAAACAAAUGCUUGGGAUAAACCCAUAACUCAUGCACUGAGGGCUCAGUCUCCUAACGUGAAUAAACCAGUCAAUCAAUCCAACAACAGGGCCAACAGUUUGACUGAUAUUCAAGAAAUUCCUAGCCAAUCGGUGCAAAGAAUGGUGUCAAGCAAAGAGAAAAUGUGUCCUAAUGUAAUGGAAAAUGGUAUUCUUGAUACAACACAACGAAUGGAAACUAUUAUAUUCGAAAAUACAACUUAUAAAUCGAAACCUUGCGGGGAAUCCAAAAAUAAGUAUGGCUCAAACAUGAAGCAACGUGAAAAAGAAUCGUGUAAUUUUAAUGAAGAUGCUCAAGACAAUUGCUUCAGGGCAUUUAAAUCUUCAAAACCUGAUAAUAAAGAUUCAAAAAUGAAUGAUGCUGUACAAAUGUCUAUGACUUUCAAAAAUGAUGAUAAUUCUGAGCUCAAUCUCGGAUUCGGUGAUUUUGAAUCUGAUUUCACUCAUAGUGGUGGGCAUUUGGCAUCUGACAAUAAGGACAAUGUUAUGGCAAUGGCGUCACAUUCCAGAUCUAUGCAUACUGGACCAUCAUCAUUAGCAGCUAGUGAUUUAAAAACAAUGAUAGCUGGAACCAAGAAGGUUUGGGAUGAUAAACCAGAAUCGAAUCAACAAAAUAUUGCUGAAAGUGCGUUCAACACUGUUUAUAGCACAGCUGGCAGCGGACAACACGAUAAAUCAGAAAUGUCUGUUAUUGAUGAACAGCAGAGAGUUCAUAAUCAGCAAGUGUACAGGUAUGUACUUUGUCCGGCUCCUCAAUUACAAAAUGUUGCCGGGUCAUACAUUCCUGUGUCGAUGGCUGCGGCGAGUCAACUCAAACAAGAUCCAAAUGCAGCUACCACAAACGUAUGCAAGGUUAAACCUCAACCGCAGGGUACAAUUUCGCCCCCAUUAAACCAACAGCAGUCGUCGACCAGCACUCAUGCGUUCAGCUCAUCUACUACACCUCAACCACUUACAUCGACCACGCCGCUUGCAAAUACUAUUCCAACCCAAGCAACUCACAUGAAUUUACAAAUUAUGAUGGAGAAUAGUGAUGGCAUAGCCGAUAUUUACGGUGCUCACAUGUUGAAACAGCAACAAACACACUUGAUAUUGAAUACAAACAGCAAAAAUGGAGUAGAAAUGUUGGCUAAACAAUAUGUGUCUGCUGCUCCAGGACCGUCCCCGUCUUCAGCCGCUAUGAUUUUCAAUUCGGCCCAACAACAUCUUAUGCCACCGCCAUCACCAUCAGCACCUCAAGUUUAUCAAACCAUGUUAGAACCAACUCAAACUGUGAUAAGUAACGCCACACGUUCUCAGUUUAAUCAAUUUACUUAUGGUCUCCAAUCGAACGGUUUGAAUCAAAACUCUCAGUUUAAUCCUUCGAUGUUCAUCCACCCAAAUACACCUGGUGGUCAAGGGGCUUCGGAAGUUUUUCAAUCGUCCAUUUCCCCAUUCAGAAUUGGACCGCCCUAUAAUAAUGGACAGCAAAUAAAUACAAAUAUAAACCCAGUAUUAAUACCAAGCAGUACUAAUUCUUCUUCUUCUCAAGUGAAACAGGCUUCACAGCAGAUAGGAGCUAUUGGGAAUAAGGCAACUUAUAAUGCUACAACACCAUCAUCGUACAUGGUACAAUAUGAUCCAAAUACUAUGUUUAAUCAACAAUACAACACGAUAAAUAAUGCACGAGCCACUCCAUUGCAGUCUUCGUCAUCGUUGUAUUCAACCAAUUCAACGACAGGACCAACUAAUGCUGGUUUUAUUCCAAAUGUCGCUUCUGCAUUCCAAGCACAAGUAGUGGCUGGUGCGUCCGGUAAUACAUUUGGCAUACCAAAUGCAUUUGGUUCUCCACAAAACGCCCCACCUCCAAAUAUGCAAAACUAUACUUAUCAGUCUCGUCAAGUUCAUUACCCGAAAGGAAAUAUAAGUAGUGGUGGUAAUAACGAUCUUCAAAAGUCUGGUGUAUCUAAUCAACAGGACAUUGGAAAUGCAAUGUUUUCCUCCAAUAUUUUUAGACAACAACCAUUUUUUGAAACGAAUAAGCAAUUAAUGAAUUCUAAUCAACAAACCCAUCAAGCUUUACAAGGAAAAUAUAGUAGUUAUCAAGUUUCGGCAUCUCAAAAUAAUCAAUUGCCUUUGAUGCAACAGCCUCGAAUGAAUAUGAACAACAGUACUAGCGGAUCGAUGGCACCUAACGUUGCUCCUCAGUAUCCGUCUCCCAUUCAAAGGCCAGUAUCGACAUUCCCACAUUUACAGAGAAUGCCUCCGCCUCAAAAUAUGCGUAUGCAAUCCAGCGUACCUAUGCAACAUUUUAUGAACAAAAGUCAGACCUCAAACAACUAUUUUGUAUCAAAUGCAGGCUUGAUUGUCGAACCACCGAUGCCCAUAACCAAUAAAAUUGAUAACACCAAUGGAAAUGUCGAUUCUAAAACUGAAGAGAAAAUUGAUAAUAGUUCCAAAUCACAAAGCACAGAUUGUAAAGACGAUAAAUCGUUGGUGGCUAAUGAAUAAUAUUACAUUUUAUACUUUAUAUAAAUAUGAUGCGUGUAGACUUAAGCAUAAGUUUUGUGAACUCAUUUCUGCUGUGUAAGUAGUCGAAGUUUUUGUAGUCGUUCUCUUUUAGGAAACAAUUUAUGUAUUUAAAAAGAAGUGUAUCGUAUAUAUAUAUAUAUAAUAUUUAUGUCAUAAAUUUAUCCCAAACAGUGAUUUGAGAGUUCUUGUAUGCUAUUUAUUCAUAUUAAGCAUGUUUUUUCUGUGUCAAUUUUUUAUCAUUAUUAUUAUUAUUAUUAAAAAUAUAUGAAUAUAUAAUAAUUAACAACUAAAUAAAAUAAUAUAUAUAGUUGUGCUAUUUAUUUUUAGAUGUUUCAACUGUAUGUGGGUUUCUUCUUAAAAUUGUAUAAUAAAUUUGUUUUUAUCACAGUAUGUUAAAAUAUCAAUUUAUAUACAACUCCAUCUGAAUGAUAAAAGAAAAUACUACCCCCAAAUCAAUGUGGACGAGAACAAAAUGAUUUAACUUUAUUUGUCAUUGUAAUAACUGAAAAUAGUAAUUGUGCAGAAUUGUAACCAAUAUAAUAUGAUUGUAUGCUUGUUAUUAUUAUUAGAAUGUUAACAAUUUAAUAUUAAAUUUUAUAUUUAUUCAUUUUACUCAACUUAAAUAUUAGAGAUUUUUUUUAUAAUUUUCAUUUAUAACUAUUAACUUUAAGCGUCUUUGUUUGUUUACUUUAUACUUAUUUUUUCUUAAAUGGUAGAUCUAACUCUAAGAUUACAAU
This is a messenger RNA of Adelges cooleyi (spruce gall adelgid), 7159 nucleotides long. RefSeq lists its product as uncharacterized. The record is from RefSeq and is a predicted model, not a curated record. The transcript has 37 exons. NCBI's taxonomy places the organism in Eukaryota, Metazoa, Arthropoda, Insecta, Hemiptera, Adelgidae. Bases 267 to 6401 code for a protein of 2044 amino acids. Gene Ontology annotation, biological process: cell differentiation.